Molecule: messenger RNA, 684 nt
Organism: Tachysurus vachellii
Lineage: Eukaryota; Metazoa; Chordata; Actinopteri; Siluriformes; Bagridae
Gene: lyrm4b
Product: LYR motif-containing protein 4B
Exons: 3
Coding region: 47-322 (91 amino acids)
Biological process (GO): iron-sulfur cluster assembly
Cellular component (GO): L-cysteine desulfurase complex; mitochondrion
Source: RefSeq, a predicted model, not a curated record
CUAAAUUAGAAGGCAAUCCGGGGUCCUGAUUUGACAGUGAGACAAGAUGGCGGCGCCCAGCAGAACGCAGGUGUUAGCUCUGUAUCGGAUGCUUUUGAGAGAAAGCAACAAAUUCACUUCGUACAACUACAGGACAUACGCCCUGCGUAGGGUACGUGAGACGUUCAGAGACAACCGGAAUGUUGAGGACCCGAAAGUACUGGAGCAGCUGUUGAGCAAAGCAUGGGACAAUCUGGCCAUCAUGCAGAGACAGGCAGCCAUAGGAAAGAUGUACGAGGUUCAACGGACCGUAGUGGAAUCCGAGCCGAAGAAAUUCAACUGAUUGGACAUGGGUGAACUACGAUGCUCUCUGUGGAGGUGGAUCAAGGCUAUUCAGCAAACCACUGGCUCUGUACAUUCGGGACUAGUUUGGAUGAUGAUGAUGAUGAUGAUGAUGAUGAUGAUGAUGAUGCCAUCGUUCAGGCAGUGGCAUGCUGUAUACAUUCAAUAUUCCGAGAUCACCUUCACCCAUACUGCUUCUUUAUAACGUCAACUGUGCUGAAGUGCAAAUACAACACAUACCACACACACCACACAGCCUGCUGUUACAGCCUUACACCUUUAGGAUUCUGUCUUAAUUACAUUUGUAGAUACAUGUCAUGUAUGUAUUAUUUGUCCUGUUUCAUUAAAGGUAUGUUGCUUUAA